CAUCGGAAUGAUAAAAACGACAAUGUGCUCGCUGAACCCUGGCACGGUGUGGAGCAGCUGAAGUUGAUUAGGACUUUUCUGGCAAUAAAAGACUGACAUUAAAGUGGAAGUAGAAGUGUUUAGAAACUCUCCGACUCGCUGGGACAGCUCUCACUUACUGACUGAUGGAAAGAGAGAGGAGGAAAAAGGGGAAAUCUUUUCGCUCAAGCAGAAGCGCCAUGGACUGGCGGAGCAACAUUUAACGCUUCUUUUUUUGUCUCUUUCUCUCCCUUCUUCUUGUUGUUUUGGGCGCAAUGACGGACUAUCCUCCGCGUGCUUGCGUGUAGCAUGAGACUUGAGUGCGAGAUGUCUAGCGCGAGGCCGAGUAAGAGCGUGGAAUGGCUGCAACUGGAGUUGGAGACCGGAGGCGCUUCUCUGCUCCUGCUGGACUGCCGCUCACACGAGCUGUAUGAAUCAUCCCACAUAGAGACCGCCAUCAACCUGGCCAUGACGGGGCUCAUGCUGCGGAGGUUCAAGAAGGGCAGCAUCCCGAUCCAGACCGUCAUCCCCAAACACGAGGACAAGGAGAAGUUCGUGAGGCGGUGCAAGACGGACACGGUGGUCCUGUACGACGAGAGUUCCGCGGACUGGCAGGACAGCGGCUCCCCGGCCACCGUGUUGUUCCUGCUUCUUAACAAACUGCGAGAAGACGGCUGUAAAGCCUACUUUCUUGAAGGUGGUUUUGUGAAGUUCCACACAGAGUAUCCAGAACACUGCGAGACUCUCCUGGACAGCUCCUGUCCGAGCUCCUCUCCCCCGAUGCCCGUCCUAGGUUUCGGAGGUCUCCGGAUCAGCUCGGACUGUUCAGACGGCGAAUCUGAUCGAGAACCCAGCAGUGCGACGGAAUCAGAGGAGAGUCCCGUUCCCAGCAAUCAGCCAGACUUUCCCGUCCAAAUCCUACCUUACCUCUACCUGGGCUGUGCCAAAGACUCCAGCAACUUAGAUGUGCUGGGCCAGUACAACAUCACGUACAUCCUGAACGUCACACCGAAUCUGCCCAACGUGUUUGAGCACAAGAGCCACUUCAGAUACAAGAAGAUCCCUAUUUCGGAUCACUGGAGUCAAAACUUGUCCCAGUUCUUUCCAGAAGCUAUAUCAUUUAUUGAUGAGGCUCGAUCUAAGCGCUGUGGCAUCCUUGUCCACUGCCUGGCCGGCAUCAGUCGCUCAGUCACAGUCACCGUGGCCUACCUGAUGCAGAGACUCAACCUGUCUCUAAACGACGCCUAUGACUUUGUGAAGAGAAAGAAGUCCAACAUCUCGCCAAACUUCAACUUCAUGGGACAGCUCUUAGACUUUGAGAGGACGCUGGGGCAGCACACACCCUGCGACAACCGCUCUACCAGCGAAGAGCAGCUUUUCUUUACCACCCCAACCAAUCACAAUGUGUUUCAGCUGGAGUCGACAUGAGGAGCAGGCACAGUUGUUUAUGCUGUUGUUGUUGUUUCCUGUGGUGGUUUUCUGAGCUUGUCGGAUGCCUGACUUGCUGACGCAGGCGGUAAGUCAGCAAUAGUGUUCAACAACUUCACAACAAGCCUCAUUGAUCUGUUAAAGCAACAGAAUCCAUAAGCUUCUGUCUCAAUGCCUUAAUAUCUUAACAAUAGAAGCAAUCUAACGUUCCACCACAUUUGUUUUAAUGAAUGGCCAUGUAUAGUCGUUAUAGAUGAACUUUUCAUAAUAUUUCUUUUUAAGACUUUAAAUGUUUUUGGACGGUUGUUUGCUGUACUUUUCUAGUUUGUUUAUGAAUAGGCAUGGGCUGGUAUGAGAUUUUCAUAGUGUGAUUACUUUGAGUAAAAAUACAACAGUUUCACAGCAUUAUAGUAGAAUUUUAAUGAAAAAUGCUCAACACGAGGCAAUUCUUUUCAUAUAACAGAGAAAAGCAAAAAUCUAUUCCUACUGUAGCUGAAAUAUUACAUAUAAUAAAAAUAUUACACAUUAUGCACAAAUAGCAUAUUAAAAACCACAAAUAAAUGAAUUGAAUAAAAGUUCAUUAACAUUUUUAUAUUAAAUGUUACCAUAAACAGCUACAGUGUCAAAAAUAUGACAAAAUAUCCAUAUAGCACCAAAAGGUGCUACCCAGUUAAGAAAUUUCCCUUUUUAAUUAAUGUGUAUUUAUCUAUAUUUAUUAGUAAUUAAAGAACCAUAGUGAUCAAGUCUCACAAAAAAUUGAAGUUGUGAUGUGGCCAAACAGAGAUUGAUGCUUUUUAACUAUAAAUAAAUAAAGUUGUAUAUUUUUUUUUUUUAGAAAUUAAGAUGUUAACUUUGAGGUAAUACAAAGAAUGAUAACUAAGCAGUCUGGGAACUCAAAAUGUUUUCAUAGUCAGUUCAAGACUGUAUAUAAACCCAGUUACAAGAACUUGUGCAAAAUAACCUUCUUCUUAUUGUAGCACUGGAAUUUAAAGAAGCUACUCUUAGACCGUUGAUUAGCAUGGCUAACUGUGCUGUCGGAAACAGCAAUAAGCUCCUAACAAAAGCAGCCAUGUUAAUAAGAGUUGAUAGAACCCUUCUUUAACUCUCAAGUAUUUUUAAACAGUUUUAUUUUGUUGUAAGUGAAGAAAAAGUUAGGAACCUUCUUCCAGUCAGCUAUCAGUGUGCAGCAACAGGUUGGGAAGGGGGCAGCACUACCUUCUGCUUCGAAUAACCAGAACUGGCUUCUAAUUAACUAACCACAGAAUGGUGUGAAAUUUAAGGGGGCUUUGAACUAUAAAUGUCUAAAAGCGUGGUAAAAAGGUUGAUACCGGCCCAUGUCUACUUGUGAAUAAUGCCUUGCUAAAAGAUUUGUGGCCAAUCCGAAUGUUUUCUGGGGUCCAAUACAAGAUGUGUUGUUAUUUUAGCUGAGGGGGAAAAAGCUACCAUAUGGAGGCAGCUACAGUUUUCCUGCUGCUUGAGUUUUGACAGAAGACUUCUCUCGCAUCUGGCAAACAAUAUAUUAGAACUGAACUGUUAGUUACCAUGUUGAGGUGUAAUGAAAGACUGGCUUUCCCCACAGUUAAAAAGGAGCAGCUAUGUAAGUAAGAAGGGUACAAACAACUGGAAACCCACCUUAUUUUGUUUCCCUCUGACACUUUGCAGCCUGCAGCUACUUCCUCUCAUAGGAGUUCCCGUGUGUAAAUAGUUUUCAUCUCCCUCUCUGUUUCUCUCUUUCUCUUUUCGUCAUAUCUUGUAUUUGAACAGGUGAAUGAAUUUAAUGCGUGAAAGGAAAUGAGAAGAAGCGAGAUUGACCGGAGCGUUCUUACCUCAACAAAGAGACAUUUUUCAGGGAUUUUUAUACAAGUGGGUUGCGCGUCAUCCUGGUCUCUUAAAACGCACCCAAGGGCUGUUUUGUUUCAUAUGUUUGUAACGAUGUACAUAAAGUGGUUGUUACGGGAGACAUUUUCUGUAAAUCAUGAAGGAUGUGGAAGUGACCCUUGUUGGAACUCUUAUGUAUUGCAUAUAUUGAGCUAAAAGGCAUUCUGUACACGUUUUUACAGUAAAUAUAUUGUAUAUUUUUA
Poeciliopsis prolifica (blackstripe livebearer) is the source of this 3527-nucleotide messenger RNA. Its product is annotated as dual specificity protein phosphatase 7-like. Gene Ontology annotation, cellular component: cytoplasm; cytosol. The transcript has 3 exons. The coding region runs from base 328 to 1446 and encodes 372 amino acids. Gene Ontology annotation, biological process: protein dephosphorylation; negative regulation of MAPK cascade. The record is from RefSeq and is a predicted model, not a curated record. NCBI's taxonomy places the organism in Eukaryota, Metazoa, Chordata, Actinopteri, Cyprinodontiformes, Poeciliidae. Gene Ontology annotation, molecular function: MAP kinase tyrosine/serine/threonine phosphatase activity; protein tyrosine/threonine phosphatase activity.